UUUCUUUUGAGUGCAUUUUCUUUCCCUUGAAUCACAGGGAGUGGUGGGUUUUGCCGUUUAGUUUUAGGGCAUUGGUGGAUCAUCGCCCCGUAGCUGCCAAAUGCUUCCCGCGUAAAUGAAAUGCCAAUUAUCUAUAAUCCAAUUGCGUGUUGUUUCUUGAGCCGACUAUGAAUGCGAACCCUAGCUUAGCAAUGGCAUAAAAUUCAUAUUCUUAAUACUAUCCAUUUUGUUGCCUCGAUUCAGGAAGAUAUAGUUUCUUCAACUCGCUCAUACUCUGAAAACGGGACUGAGAAAUAAUGGGUAGAAUUGCCGUAGCCGCCAUCGUCACUUUGUGGGUGGUUCCGAUCUCCAUCCUCGUCAACCGCAUUGUUCCUGAUUCUUAUAUGGACGAGAUAUUUCAUGUGCCUCAAGCUCAGAAAUACUGCAAUGGGAACUUCAGAAGUUGGGAUCCCAUGAUUACUACUCCUCCUGGAUUGUACUAUCUUUCACUUGCACAUGUUGCUUCUUUGUACCCCGGCAUUGUUUUUACUCGAGUAGCACCAUCGUUUUCUGCUGCCUGUUCCAUUCAGAUUCUUCGUUCUAUCAAUGGGAUUUUGGCAGUUUUGUGCAGUGUACUUGUAUAUGAGAUAAUCUCCCAUCUAAGGCCAAAUCUUGAUGAUAAAAGGGCAAUGAUUUAUGCUGUGAUUUUAGCACUUUAUCCACUCCAUUGGUUCUUCACUUUUCUGUAUUACACUGAUGUUGCAUCACUUACAGCCGUCCUUGCUAUGUACUUAGCAUGCUUGAAGAAGAAUUACUGGUUGAGUGCAUUGUUUGGUAUCUUUGCAGUUUUCAUUCGACAAACAAAUGUUAUAUGGAUGCUUUUUGUAGCAUGCUCUGGGGUUAUUGAUACAACUCUGACUUUCCACGAUGAUAAUAUACAAAUGCAUGAGAAUGAUGUAGUGGUGGAGGAAAGUAGUUCACUGAUCGCUAAAGGCAGUUUAACUUCUAAAGCAAACUUGCGAAAGAGAAAGUUUAGUCGUACAAAGGAUGUGGGUAAACAAGUUCCACAGUUCACAAGAUUCUCAUCAAUAAACCAGAAACUAGGUUUACUGGAUGAGAUUAGGGCCAUGAUUUUGACCAUGUGGCGUAUGAGAUUUAAGCUCUUGGUUUCAUUUUUCCCCUUUGUGAUUGUGCUUAUAGCCUUUGUCGCUUUUGUUUGUUGGAAUGGAAGUAUAGUUCUUGGUGCGAAGGAAGAACAUGCAGUCUCUCUGCAUUUUGCACAGAUAAUGUAUUUUGGUCUUUUUUCUGCUCUACUUAUGGCUCCAAUGCACUGUAAUCUAAGUCAAGUCAUAGAUUUAUUUCACUCAUUCUGGAAAGGCAGACCUCUUAGCUUUUUUCUAGUUUUCAUUGCUCUUCUUGCCGGCUUCAUCUCUGUCCAAUAUUUCAGCAUAGCUCACCUCUAUCUUCUAGCUGACAAUCGGCAUUACCCCUUCUACCUCUGGCGUAAAGUUAUCAACGUGCAUUGGUCAUCGAAGUACCUUCUCAUUCCAGCAUAUAUUUGUUCGUGGUUUUCCAUCAUCAAGAUACUAGGGGAAUCCCAGAGAAAAAUCUGGGUAGUGGCUUAUUUCUUAGCCACAGCUGCGGUUCUUGUUCCUGCUCCUUUGAUCGAGUUUAGAUACUUCACAACUCCAUUUUACUUCUUGAUGCUUCAUUCUCAAAUGAAUGGUAGACUAAAUUGGUCGUUGGUUGCACUUCUUUACAUAGCUUUGAAUGCCUUCACAAUGUUCAUGUUCCUGUUUCGUCCAUUUUACUGGGAAAAUGAAACUGGAAAGCAGAGGUUCAUUUGGUAGAUUAAAUCAUUCAAAAUGCAAGAAGGUCAGUACUGACUUGUAGUGUUACCAUUUCAUAAAGAAACUGAGUUUAAACGAUAGACAUAAUCAAGGCCUUUGUCCCUUUUCUUC
Cucumis melo (muskmelon) is the source of this 1940-nucleotide messenger RNA. RefSeq names its product dol-P-Glc:Glc(2)Man(9)GlcNAc(2)-PP-Dol alpha-1,2-glucosyltransferase. The record is from RefSeq and is a predicted model, not a curated record. Lineage: Eukaryota; Viridiplantae; Streptophyta; Magnoliopsida; Cucurbitales; Cucurbitaceae. Bases 297 to 1829 code for a protein of 510 amino acids. Gene Ontology annotation, biological process: dolichol-linked oligosaccharide biosynthetic process; protein N-linked glycosylation. Gene Ontology annotation, molecular function: dolichyl pyrophosphate Glc2Man9GlcNAc2 alpha-1,2-glucosyltransferase activity. Gene Ontology annotation, cellular component: endoplasmic reticulum. The transcript is spliced from 8 exons.